Molecule: messenger RNA, 752 nt
Organism: Quercus lobata
Lineage: Eukaryota; Viridiplantae; Streptophyta; Magnoliopsida; Fagales; Fagaceae
Product: flavonoid 3',5'-hydroxylase-like
Exons: 1
Coding region: 55-648 (197 amino acids)
Molecular function (GO): monooxygenase activity; oxidoreductase activity, acting on paired donors, with incorporation or reduction of molecular oxygen; iron ion binding
Source: RefSeq, a predicted model, not a curated record
UAUUUAUCUUUUUAACAUGACAUAUUGGUGGGUGGAACUGAUACCACAUCAACCAUGGUGGAAUGGGUGAUGGCAGAGCUGAUGCAGCAUCCAGAGGCAAUGAGGAAAGUCAAUGAAGAGUUAACAGAAUUUGUGGGUUUGGAUAGCUUAGUUGAAGAAUCCCAUUUGCCCAAAUUACACUAUUUAGAUGCUUUCAUUAAAGAGACGUUCCGCUUGCACCCCGCGCUUCCCUUCCUAGUGCCUCGUUGUCCAAGCCAAUCUAGCACUGUUGGUGGGUACUACAUACCCAAAGGUUGUAUGGUUUGGUUAAAUGUUUGGGUGAUACAUAGCGACCCAAAGAUUUGGGAGAAUCCAUUGGAAUUUCAACCAGAAAGGUUCCUAAAUGAGUCAAGCAAUUUGGAUUAUUCUGGCAACAGUUUUAAUUAUAUUCCAGUUGGAUCUGGGAGAAGAAUAUGUGCAGGGCUUCCAUUAGCAGAAAAAACUCUGAUGUACAUCUUAGCUUCGCUCUUGCAUUCAUUUGAGUGGAAAUUGCCACAUGGUACAAAGUUGGAAUUUUCUGACAGUUUUGGUAUUGUUACCAAAAAAUUGAACCCAACAGUUGCUGUUCCAACACCAAGGUUAUCCAACUUUGAGCUCUACACAAAAUAAAAUUCUGUAUUGUAGUUACUUUCUUUUUUAAGUCAACAUGUCAUGUAAGAUGUUUCUAUUUUUCUAGUCUAAAUAAAGCUGAUAUGCUUGUCCUUGAUUGCCUA